This is a messenger RNA of Populus trichocarpa (black cottonwood), 1254 nucleotides long. Its product is annotated as thioredoxin-like 2, chloroplastic. The coding region runs from base 282 to 983 and encodes 233 amino acids. The transcript has 4 exons. The record is from RefSeq and is a predicted model, not a curated record. Gene Ontology annotation, biological process: cell redox homeostasis. Lineage: Eukaryota; Viridiplantae; Streptophyta; Magnoliopsida; Malpighiales; Salicaceae.
UAUAUGGAGAUAGAUGGAUACCUCAACCUCAUUCAUGUGGAAGUAUCUUCAUGGUACGAACACGGCCAGACAAGGGAGGGUCAGGCAGCACGAAAGAGAAGAGGAACAGAGAGAGAUUUUUGAUACAAACUAGAGUGUUCGCAGGGCAGAGAGGAGGAAAGUUCUUUCCCUGAUGGCAUGUAGCAGUAGCAGUUGAAUAAAUCAUCCUCUAUUAUUAUUUUCUUUUUGUUUGUUGGAUUACUUCAUCUUUCUGUCUGUCAAUCAAUCAGUCAGUGCUGUAGAUGGCAGUUGUUGUUGGGUUGCUUCCAUCCUUCCGCUCACUUGGCUUCCCAUCUUCUCUGCUAACCUCCUUUGCCUCCUCCAACUCCAUCGCUCUCCAACCACUCCUCUCUCAUAAGCACAUUAGUUUUUCAGAUAUAAGAAUUUAUCCUCUCUUAUAUUCCUCUGCUGCCACUGCUUCUCGCUUUUCUUUUUCUCGCAGGAAACAAUUGCUCUCUUUUAAGGUACAUGCAACCGUUGCUGAAACUGACCAACCGAAAUGGUGGGAGAAGAAUGCGGGACCAAAUAUGAUUGACAUUCAUUCUACAGAAGAAUUUUUGCGUGCCCUAAGUGAAGCUGGAGAUAGAUUAGUAAUUGUUGAAUUUUAUGGAACUUGGUGUGCUUCUUGUCGAGCGUUAUUUCCCAAGCUCUGCAGAACAGCUGAAGAACAUCCUGAAAUUCUAUUCCUGAAAGUCAAUUUUAAUGAAAACAAGCCUAUGUGCAGAAGUUUGAAUGUUAAGGUGCUUCCUUAUUUCCACUUCUAUCGUGGAGCUCAUGGACAACUUGAAUCCUUUUCAUGUUCACUAGUUAAGUUUCAAAAAAUAAAAGAUGCUAUUGAAAUGCACAACACAGCCCGUUGCAGCAUUGGUCCACCAAAGGCAGUUGGAGAGCUUACUCUUGAAUCUAUAUCAGCUCCACAGGACAAGACAGCAGGAUCUACAUAAACAUAAAACUCUUAAGCCAAGGAUCUGUCUGUAUAUUUGCAAAGGUGCCUUCAUGGUGAGCAAUCCGCUGUUAUUGUGUAUAUUCAGACUGUUAUUUGUAAGAGAAUAGCAGGCGGAAGUUGCCAUCGUUCUUGCAUUCCAUUCUCGUGAAUGUCAUAUUUUGUUUAUGAAAUAUUCGUGCAUGUUUGCUUUAGGUAAACUUGUGAAUGUCAGCAAACUCUUGUGCAAAAAUUCAAUCCGGAUACCAGAAAUAUUAUUGAUGAUGAACUAA